GCUUGCAGGGUUUGUUCUUAUGAAGAGUUUAUUGCUGUCGGGGGAUGGACAUCGGCAAGGGCCUUCCGGCCAUCGAGUGCCAUAGGGCCCUCCAAAUAUGGAUCAUUGAGAACCUGAAGAUGAUGACGGUACCUGAGAGGGCUUACGGUCACUUCUUCGAGGCACACUGCUACAUCGUCCUCCACGUCCCUCAGAGCCCGAAGGCCACCCAGGGGGAGUCCAGCGACCUGCACUACUGGGUGGGUGAGGCGGCGAGCGCGGAGGCGCAGGACGCAGCGGCUACCCUGGUGCAGCGUCUGCACGAGGCGCUGGGCGACAGGACGGUGCAGCACCGCGAGGCGCAGGGCCACGAGUCCCACUGUUUCCUCAGCUACUUCCGCCCAGGAGUCAUCUACAGGAAGGGAGGCCUUGGCUCUGGCCUUAAGCUCGUGGAGACCAACAUUUACAGCAUCCGGAGACUGCUGCAUAUCAAAGGCAGGAAGCAUGUGUCGGCCACAGAGGUGGAGCUUUCCUGGAACAGCUUCAAUAAGGACGACAUCUUCCUGCUGGACCUAGGCACGGUGAUGGUCCAGUGGAAUGGACCCAAGUCCAGCAUCUCUGAGAAGGCGCGGGGGCUGGCCCUGACCUACAGCCUCCGGGACAAGGAGCGUGGUGGUCGUGCACAGAUUGGUGUGGUGGACAAUGAGGCUGAGGCCCCCAACCUCAUGCAGAUCAUGGAGGCCGUGCUGGGCCGCAGAGCAGGCGGCCUGCACGCUGCCGUGCCCAACAAGAGUAUGAACGUGCUGCAGAAGGCCAGUGUCCGCCUCUACCAUGUCUACGAGAAGGGCAAAGACCUGGUGGUCCAGGAGCUGGCAACCUGCCCACUGACCCAGGACCUACUGCAGGAGGAGAACUGCUACAUCCUGGACCAGGGGGGCUUCAAGGUCUACGUGUGGCAGGGACGCAGGUGCAGCCUCCAGGAGAAAAAGGCUGCCUUCAGCCGGGCAGUGGGCUUCAUCCAGGCCAAGGGCUACCCGAUCUACACCAACGUGGAGGUGCUGAACGGCGGCGCCGAGUCGGCCGCUUUCAAGCAGCUCUUCCGCACGUGGCCUAAGGAGCAGGGCAAGAACAAGAAACUCGGAGGGACAGGUAAACUGAUGCAAGUAAAGCUGGAUGUGGGCAAGCUGCACAGCCGGCCUGAGCUAGCGGCGCAGCUCAGGAUGGUGGACGAUGGCUCUGGGAAGGUGGAGGUGUGGUGCAUCCAGGACUUAUGCAGACAGCCCAUGGACCCCAAGCAUCAUGGACAGCUGUACUCAGGCAACUGCUACCUUGUCCUCUACACCUACCAGAACCUGGGCCGCAUCCAGUACAUCCUGUACCUGUGGCAGGGCCACCAGGCCACCCCCGACAAGGUCAAGGCCCUGAGCUACAACGCCGAGGAGCUGGACCUCGUGUACCAUGGAGCCCUGGUGCAGGAGCACGUGAGCAUGGGCAGCGAGCCCCCCCACUUCCUCGCCAUCUUCCAGGGCCAGCUGGUGGUCUUCCAGGGGGGCACUGGGUGCAACGGGAAGGGACAGCCAGCACCUACCACACGGCUCUUCCAUGUGCGAGGCACGGACAGCCACAACACGAAGACCAUGGAGGUGCCGGCCCGCGCCUCAUCCCUCAGCUCCAGCGACGUCUUCGUGCUGCUCACCGCUGACGUCUGCUACCUCUGGUUUGGAAAGGGCUGCAGCGGUGACCAGCGAGAGAUGGCACGGAAGGUGGUCACUCUCAUCUCCAGGAACAACAAGGAAAUAGUGCUGGAGGGUCAGGAGCCUCCCCACUUCUGGGGGGCCCUGGGGGGCCCGGCUCCCUACCCCAGCAAUAAGAGGCUUCCUGAAGAGGCCUGCAGCCUCCAGCCACGACUGUUUGAGUGCUCCAGCCAGUCGGGCUGCCUGGUCCUCACCGAGGUGGUGUUCUUCAGCCAAGAGGACCUGGACAAGUAUGACAUCAUGUUAUUGGACACCUGGGAGGAGAUCUUCUUGUGGCUCGGGGAAGCAGCACGCAGCUGGAAGGAGGCGGUGGGCUGGGGCCAGGAGUACCUGAAGACCCAUCCAGCAGGGAGGAGCCCAGCCACGCCCAUUGUGUUGGUCAAGCAGGGCCUUGAGCCUCCUACCUUCAUUGGAUGGUUCCCCGCCUGGGACCCCUACAAGUGGACCAACAGCCAGUCCUAUGAGGAGAUGGUGGAGGGCGGCCUAGGAGCAGUAGCUGACAUAAUCAAGGUAACAGCGGAAGUCAACAACUUCCGGCUAUCUAACCCGCGGGGGAAUGGCACAGCAGGGCCCGUAACCCUGCCGGCCCUCAAGGGUCCCCGGGACAGCGCAGAGAAUGAGCUGGGCUCCAAGGCAGGCAGCACCAGCAGCUACUCCAGCAGCAACAGCUCCAUUAUCAGCGGGGCCCUGCCCCGUGAGCGGCUCAUGUACCAGGCCGCCGAGGACCUGCCGGAGGGCGUGGACCCGGCCCGCAAGGAGUUCUAUCUGUCAGACUCUGACUUCCACGAUAUCUUCGGGAAGUCCAAGGAAGAAUUCUACAGCAUGGCCAAGUGGAAGCAGCAGCAGGAGAAAAAGCAGCAUGGCUUCUUCUGA
Messenger RNA from Trichechus manatus latirostris (Florida manatee), 2606 nucleotides. RefSeq names its product villin like (gene VILL). The record is from RefSeq and is a predicted model, not a curated record. Gene Ontology annotation, cellular component: cytoplasm; actin cytoskeleton. The coding region runs from base 45 to 2606 and encodes 853 amino acids. Gene Ontology annotation, molecular function: actin filament binding; phosphatidylinositol-4,5-bisphosphate binding. The transcript is spliced from 20 exons. Gene Ontology annotation, biological process: actin filament severing; actin polymerization or depolymerization; barbed-end actin filament capping. Lineage: Eukaryota; Metazoa; Chordata; Mammalia; Sirenia; Trichechidae.